Parnassius apollo (apollo) is the source of this 771-nucleotide messenger RNA. The record is from the annotation of a GenBank genome assembly. NCBI's taxonomy places the organism in Eukaryota, Metazoa, Arthropoda, Insecta, Lepidoptera, Papilionidae.
AUGGCGAAACCAUUGCAAAAAGACAGAGAGAAUAGAUCUGCCGAUAAAAAAGAUUUAACGUUUCAUCCUUAUAACAUUACGCCGGAAACUGCCCGUACAGCUGUACUGCUUCUGGAAUCACCGGAGCCAGAAAUACUAUGUCAAACGCUUCGGGCAAUAACGAAGUUCUCUUCGCAAGACUUUCAAAAUCGUCAAUUGUUAUUUGACCUGGAGGCAAUACGUUAUAUUCUCCCUCACAUUGAACACAAUGAAUUUAACAUCAGGCGAUUCGCACUGAAAGCCCUGGCACAGUUGUGCCAGCUGCCACGUGGACCUGAGCAAGUGCUGCUAAAUCCGCAGAAUUUAAAGAAAAUCGCCAAUAUGCUUGUCAAAAUUGAAGAUGUAUUCGUCUUAGAAUUUGCUUCUUUAGUAUUAUCGGAACUAACGAAGGAGCCUCUAGGCUGCGAACAGCUGGUCUCGGCGAACAUUCUGAAUACUUUAUUUUCUCGAAUGAAAAACAGUACAGAUCCUGAUGUUCAGAAUAAUUGUCUGCAGACUCUCAGCAAUCUACUUGCCGACCCGGUGAGCGCUUCUGAAGUGACAAGAAGCAAUCAGUUCAACUGGUCUUCACUGCUGGCGCUGAUGCAGAGCAAAUACCUCGCUAUACAGCACGCAGCGCUCAAGACAGUAGACCAACUGAUCUGCCGAUAUAAGGAUAGUGCGGUACAGAAGAGUUUUAGAGCCUCAACGGGAGUACUGGACCUGUGUGAUAUUUUGGAGGUCAGUCUAUAA